AUGCCACCAACAACCCGCCAAACGAGUCGUCGUUUGUAUCAACCACUCGACCGCAACGGCCGCGAAAUUCGCCUCAUCGAAAUCCUACCAACAUACGCGAACCAAACGAUCCAGUGUAAGCUGCACACCGUCACUCUCACACCAGGAACAUACUACGUCUGUAUCUCCUAUGUCUGGGGCGAUCCGUCCAUCACCGAAGAGAUCGUUGUCAACGGCGUUCGGAAGUCAGUCACCGUCAACCUCGCUACUGCUUUGAGGCACUUGAAAAAGCACUGGGUUGAGAUCGAACGUGAAUCAAAUCCUGAUGCCGACCCUUCCAAGUUCCGUCUCUGGGCUGAUGCUUUGAGCAUCAAUCAGGAUGAUCCUUUGGAGAGGGGACACCAGGUUGGUUUGAUGGCCAGUAUCUACUCUUCAGCUGAUAUGGUGCUUGCCUGGCUGUCAUCUGAUGACCGAGAUGUUACGUUGGGGUUCAAUGUCCUAGACCGUGUAUUGGUGGCAAGCAGUGUACAGCCGUAUAUGUCCGAUGAGCGUCGAAUCGGCCAUAUAAUUUGGGAGCUCUCUUUUCUAUUUCUAGACUUCUGGGGUAUUCGGAAAGAAUACGGCGGACAACCCCAACCCGAUGAGCCAUUGAUUCCUCUUCAACAAAUUUGGAAACUCGGUUUCUGGUCCAGAGUAUGGAUUCAACAGGAGAUAAUCCUUGCCAGGAGAGUUUACUACAUAUCGCCAUCACACAGAAUGAGUCAUAACCAAUUUUUGUUAGCCAACAAAUGGGUGCACAGGUUUCCGAGCCUAUAUAAAGCCGGUACUGAUUGGAGCAAGGAAGCCUUUACUCAAUGGCAAAGGAAAGUGUACAAGGAAUUCUUACCGUCCCAACGCGGAGUCAUGAAUCUACUUAAAGCAAAAGGACUUUUUGGUCGAAUCUCGGAAGGGCUUUCUAUAUCAGAUCGUAUGAAGUUGCACUUCUCAGCGGACUUGCAAGCUACCGACGAUUUGGACUAUGUCUAUGGUCUAUUGGCUAUAAGUAAAGUGCCUAUCGAGCCAGAUUAUACAAGAUCCAUACGCGAGGUGUAUAUCGAACUUGUGCAGAUAUUGGAGUCUAUGGUUUCCAGUGAAAGAAGCAGUACACAAGAUCUCUAUAGUUUGCUGACCCGACAUGCCGUUGGUAUUCGACAGCUUCAUGGCUUACCAACCUGGGCCCCUGUCUUCUCCGCUAGCGACAAGCGUCAGGAUAUCAAUCUACCUCCUUCAGGGUACUGGUCUCAGCACUACAAUUCACUGCUACCGGUGGUCACUUCGGAGGGUAGCUUAUGGAUCAAAGUCAUCAGGGUACAGACUGUGGAUACAGUGUUCCGUGAACCGGGUGAUCCAGACUUCGUUUAUAAAGGUUUGUCCUCCUUCAUACAUGACUUUCCAAGAAUUUACGAGAAGACAAGAGGGGGAGAUAAAUACAUCAAUGGCGAAUCUAUUCUGCAGGUACUUUGCCGUACCUUCCUACUCAAAUCUGUCUGCCAGUACAAUGUCGAUCGCUUCUUCAAUGCGUUGAUUGCGUCUGGACAGGGCAGACCUGAGGACUUUGACCGGAAGCUUAGGUCUACUUACGGAUCUGAACUCAACACAAUCAUCCAUGAGUGGGACUCUGCUGCUGAGCAUCUCUUGGGGAGCACCUUUUUCACUACAAAGGACGGCUACAUUGGCCUGGUUCGCGAGGAGGUUUUGCCAGGGGAUGUUGUGUGUAAUCUCGCGCACGACAUACCAUUUAUAAUUCUCCGCCCCGAAGACGGUCACUAUCUUUUUGUCGACAAUUGCUUCGUUGCAGAUUUGAAGCGCGCUGAACUAGGCACACUUUGCGGAUCGGAAGGAUUGAAUUUCGAGGAGGUAGAGAUUAGAUGA
Molecule: messenger RNA, 1890 nt
Organism: Fusarium coffeatum
Lineage: Eukaryota; Fungi; Ascomycota; Sordariomycetes; Hypocreales; Nectriaceae
Exons: 1
Coding region: 1-1890 (629 amino acids)
Source: RefSeq, a predicted model, not a curated record